GGCUGGGGCCUUCCCUCCUCUCCGGCCUGGCGCUGACGUCACAGUGGGGCCGGCGGGGGCGUGGCGGCGAGGGCGAGGCCUCUGCUGACCUGCUGGGAGCAGGAGGCCAUAAGGAAAGAGGCAGCCAUGCCCCGGCCUCCGCCUCCGCCGGCCCCGGCCUCCUCCUCCCUCCCCGCGGCUCCGGCGGUGGCCCGGGGGAGCGGGGCGGUGCUGGAGCUGCCGCUGCUGGACCCGCUGCUGAUGGGCCCGGGGCCCCGCGAGGCCCUGGAGAGCCACGUCCGCAGGAAGCGCCUGCAGCUGCUCUGGGGCCUCCCGGCGCCGGUGCGGAGCUCGCUGGAGAGCUGGUCCCCGGUGCUGCCAGGCUUCCUGGCCUGCACCGCGCUCCAGCAGGAGCCCCCGGGAGCCCUGUCCACCAGGCCCCUCUUCCGGGCCGAGCGCCGCCGCAGCCUGGAGCGGCAUCUGAGGGAGAAGCUGGUCCACCGCAAGUGGGGGCUCCCCCGGGGGGUCCAGGCCGCCCUCCGGCUCCCGGAGCCCCGCCGCCCGCAGAAGGAGGAGGCCGACGGAGCCCCGGCUGAAGACAACGGCGCCGAGGGAGAGGAGGCCGGAGGGAAGAGCCAGCCGCCCCGACGGCCCCCGCCCAGCCGCCCUCCUCCUCCCACGCCGCCCGGCCCUAGCUGCCGCCCGAGAGGAGCUCGAGCGGGAGGAGGAGGAGGAAAGGAACGCGGCCCCGGCACCAAGGAAGAGCCGCCCAAGAGCCCUGCUUUGGCCCACCGGCGCCGCCCCAGGCCACAGCCCCGUCCCCCGAGGAGGACGCCAGCCCCGGAGGAGGAAGAGGCCGAGGAGGGCGUCCCCGCCUCCCCCGAGGAUCCAGCCCCGGCGCCGGCACCCCUUCGGCCGGCCAGUUCCCCGGGAGGCGCCGCCAGGAGGCCGCAGAGCCAGGGCGGGGGGCCUCCGGCGGGAAGGCGGCCAUCGCCUCGGGGUCCCACCUCGCUCUCCGCCGGAGAGGCCCCGUGUUCCUGCGGGGGAACCCCAGGAGGGACCCCGCCGCCCGCCCUCCUUCCCGGGACCGAGGCCCCUCUGGCGCAGCAGCAGCCGCCCUUGAGCCGCCGGUGGGCCGACUCCGGGGGCGAGGGUCCCGAGGCCCCUCCGCUGCUGCCGGGCGAAGACCAGCGCCGCUACUUCGAGCUCCAUCUGCGGGAGAAGCUGCUGCACCAGCGCUGGGGCCCACCCCGGAGGGUCCGGGACUCGCUGGCCCGAUGCUCCCCCGAGGCCGCCCCGGCGAGGCCCCGCAGCCCCGCCGCCAAGUGAGCCAGGGACCGGAGGAGGGCCGGCAGCCAAGAAGAAGGGGCCCCCCGACGGACCCUGGACUCCUACCGAAAUACAGAGGCCUUGGCCGCAGCCACGAAGGGCUCCGAGUCAGUGC
Messenger RNA from Sceloporus undulatus (fence lizard), 1423 nucleotides. RefSeq names its product formin-like protein 20. The record is from RefSeq and is a predicted model, not a curated record. The transcript has a single exon. Lineage: Eukaryota; Metazoa; Chordata; Lepidosauria; Squamata; Phrynosomatidae. The coding region runs from base 127 to 1308 and encodes 393 amino acids.